UAAGAAACACCAUGAAAUGACUGGAAAUGGUUAAAAGUUACUUAUUUUUUUACUGAAGGUCAAAAAACAAGCUUUUAAACAGCUCUGCAGGUCGCCAGUAAAUGUCUAAUCCCAGUUACACCCCCUGUAGUGAAGUGCUGGGCUGUGAGAAGCGGAAGCAUCACAGCCUCAUAUAAAGCAUGGAGUGUGCACAAGUAUUCACAAAGGACUGAAGACCAUCAGUUCAGAGACGCUGCCUGCUUAAUGCACAGAGAAAUGGCUGUGAAGACCUUGGCAGUGUGGCUGCUCCUCAUGGGGAUUUUGGUGCCUCAGCAUUCCUGUCAGCACUGGUCCUACGGCCUGAGCCCAGGAGGGAAGAGGGAACUGGACAGUCUUUCACAAAGUCUGGGCAAUGUAGUUGAGGAGUUUCCUCGUGUGGACCCACCUUGCAGUGUUCUGGGUGGUGCAGAGGAAUCACCUUUAGCCGGAAUCUACAGAAUGAAAGGAUUCCUUGGAAGCAUCACUGACAGGGGGAACGGACGCAGAACUUAUAAGAAAUGAUGAUUACUGUAUUAUUAAAUAAAUAAUUACAAU
Messenger RNA from Paralichthys olivaceus (Japanese flounder), 573 nucleotides. Its product is annotated as progonadoliberin-1. Gene Ontology annotation, cellular component: extracellular region. Lineage: Eukaryota; Metazoa; Chordata; Actinopteri; Pleuronectiformes; Paralichthyidae. Gene Ontology annotation, molecular function: gonadotropin-releasing hormone receptor binding; gonadotropin hormone-releasing hormone activity. Gene Ontology annotation, biological process: multicellular organism development. The record is from RefSeq and is a predicted model, not a curated record.